Hevea brasiliensis (rubber tree) is the source of this 1045-nucleotide messenger RNA. Its product is annotated as ethylene-responsive transcription factor ERF020-like. The record is from RefSeq and is a predicted model, not a curated record. Gene Ontology annotation, molecular function: DNA-binding transcription factor activity; DNA binding. The transcript has a single exon. NCBI's taxonomy places the organism in Eukaryota, Viridiplantae, Streptophyta, Magnoliopsida, Malpighiales, Euphorbiaceae. Bases 342 to 890 code for a protein of 182 amino acids. Gene Ontology annotation, biological process: regulation of DNA-templated transcription.
UAUUAAUGAUAUUAAAUUACUAUUGAAAGAUAUUAUUUGUUAAGUUAUUAAAUUCUCCAACACGUUUUAAGACCGGCUCUUGGGUGUGUUCUAGAGAUUAUAGUCUGCAAAUGAAGAAGAGUAUUAAUUAGUUUUUACGGUCUCUCCCUCCUUUCCUUUGAAAAUUCCACUUCUCUCCUUGGAUAUUGGAAUUAAUCAGCAAUUGUUUCUCACUUUGACCUUUGAAAAUUUUGACUUUCAUUUAGUCCUCUGACUUUCUUCUUCUCAACCUAUAUAUAUUACUCUUCCUCUAUGCUCUUCAUCAUCACCAAAGUCUCCAUCUUUCACACCUUUACACAAACAUGAGUGCUGCAAGUGCAACUCACCUACAUCAUCAACAAAGUUCCAGUACAGGUGAAGCUGAUCGGAGCAAAUACAAGGGAGUUCGCCAGCGAAAAUGGGGGAAAUGGGUGUCGGAAAUUAGGGUUCCUGGUACCCAUGACCGGCUCUGGUUAGGUACCUACUCUACGCCGGAAGCAGCAGCGGUGGCUUAUGAUUUAGCUUCUUAUUGUUUAAAGGGACAACAGUCGUCUUCAAUGAAUCAUCGUCUAAACUUUCCUCUAAUGUUGCCUGCAUGUGUAAGAGCCGACAUGUCACCCAAGUCCAUACAGAAAGCAGCUUCCGAUGCUGGUAUGGCGAUUGAUGCCCAUAUGAUACUAAAUAGGACUUGUUCACCUGGUAAUGAAUCUAAGGGAAAUGAAAGUGGCGGUGGUGAUAGUUGUGCAAUUCUUAGCUCAUUGGAGACAGAGAUAAACUGGGAAGACGACGUGUGUUGCUGUGGGAGUUGUGAGGAAACUCAAACCAGAGAUAGUGGAGAGAGUUUAAGCAUCUCUGUUGAAGAUUAUUUAUAGUUGAAGCUUAUGUUCUUGGCUUUCUCAUUAUCUCUCUCCAUAUACUAUGUAGCCUAUAAAUACAUGUGUAUAUAUCCACUUUUUGAGCAAAUGAUGAAGAAAACUUAUGUUUUAUGCCAGUUUUUAUUGGGCUUUCUUUCUACUUUCUUCCAAAA